Messenger RNA from Aaosphaeria arxii CBS 175.79, 865 nucleotides. RefSeq lists its product as uncharacterized. Bases 1 to 807 code for a protein of 268 amino acids. NCBI's taxonomy places the organism in Eukaryota, Fungi, Ascomycota, Dothideomycetes, Pleosporales. The transcript has 2 exons. The record is from RefSeq and is a predicted model, not a curated record.
AUGGCGCGUAGUGAAGUGGAUGCGUCGAUUCCGCAGCGCGCAAGGAAUCAGGGUGGAAAUACCACCACAGCGAAGAGUGAAAGCCAGUACGGAAUCCCGCUCCCUCUUACACCACCGGGCGAUUUGCUUACCGAUCUCAAUCUCAGACAAGUACUAGACCUGGGCCAUGCCCUCCGAAGUCCUGAGAACGAUGACAGCGAGGUCGAACAACUCCGUCAACAGAUAAGUACGGACCGAAAGGAGCUUGGAGCACUCCUGCAGCAGCGCUAUCAGGAAAGGGACGAUGACUUGAAAGAACGCAACGAGAACUUCAAGAACCUUAUCAUGCAGGCACUCGCCGAACCACCACCACUCACAGGCAAAGGCUCCAAUACAGUCAACUAUCCUGGCACCUCAAUCACGAUGAACAAACACGGCAUAACUGCUCACAAAGUACUGAACGACUCAGCUCGCUUGGUGAAGGAAUACGAAAGAUUGGAGAAAAUGGUCACUCGUUUCAGCGAAAGCGAUGAUAAUACCAGUUCCAUGAAAGACCGAGAGCAAGAGAUGGAGAACAUCAGGGGCACUUUAGAAAUGGGACGGAGGGUCGCAUUGCGCAAUGUGAAGAAGGUACUGGCAGGCACACCGCAUCAAGAUACCGAUCAAGACGAUGCAGACACAAAGGGAGAGUGUGCCAACCAGACAGGUGGACUUAUGUUGGGGAAGGAGGUUCCCUUGGACUACACACUGGCUAAUGCUCUGCAAUAUGCUGAGAGGGGAGUUAAGAGGAUGGCGAAAGGGCUAUCGCAGGAGGAAAUGGAUCUAUGAGAGCAUGAUGGGAAGAGAAGAAAGUCGCGCUGCGCUGCGCAUGUGAGUUGCGGCGAUG